This is a messenger RNA of Drosophila takahashii, 1396 nucleotides long. RefSeq lists its product as uncharacterized. Gene Ontology annotation, molecular function: nucleic acid binding; metal ion binding; single-stranded DNA endonuclease activity. Gene Ontology annotation, biological process: apoptotic DNA fragmentation. Gene Ontology annotation, cellular component: nucleus; mitochondrial inner membrane. Lineage: Eukaryota; Metazoa; Arthropoda; Insecta; Diptera; Drosophilidae. The record is from RefSeq and is a predicted model, not a curated record.
AUGAAGCUUUUGUUAAUCGGCCUGAUUUUGGGGAUCGUGAUUCUGAGAGAGAUUCGGGCACGUGAGGCGAUCACCUCUGCUCCAGAUGUGGGUCAAAUCAUCAAAGAUCUCGAUGGACUGCAAAUCGAUGGAGCGACAUUUGAGCGAGGAGCUCCCUGCCGAGUGGACGUGCAAAAGGACCUGCCCCGCCCCGACCAGGCGCAGCCCCUGUACCUUCGCCCCGGCACGGAUCUCUACUGGCUGCCCAAUGCCGAUGGACACCUGGAGAUUCCCCGCGGCGCCAGCAUCGAGCUGCACUGCAGCAGCCAGUCCUUUGCCCCCUUGAACGGCGAGUCCUUGGAUGCGGAACUCCGGUCGCUUCGGGUGAAGUGUGUGCAGGACAACACCUUCGAGUGGCAGGGGGCGAAAAUCAAAUUGCGCGACUUGGUCUGCAGUCACUCCAUUCCCUACACCGUGGAGCGUUUGGACAGGCGCUGUGCGGAUGGCGAUGUCACCUCGAGUCCCAGCACCUCGUUCCUGUAUCGAGUGGGCUACGACACCGGAGAUGGCAGAUUUGUGGCCACCAUGGAGCUGUGCCACGACCCGAAUCACCUGCGCACCCACUACGCGCGCCAUCAGCUGACGCCGGCCAGUGUGCACUUUCAGAAAAACGUGAAACGCCUGAAGUUCAGCCCCGCCGGCCAUUUCGCGGGCUUUGACAUGGCCAGGAUUUAUUCGCACAAGAGCCAGGAGAAACUGAUGGCCCCGCUCGGCCUCAUCGACGUGAAGAGCGGGUUGUUCCUGGCCCGCGGUCAUCUGGCCGCCAAGGCGGACCUCAUCUAUGCCAGUCAGCAGAGGAGCAGCUUUAACUACAUGAACGUGGCGCCCCAGUGGCAGAGCUUCAAUGGGGGUCAGUGGGCCGUCCUGGAGGACCACACCCGGCGAUAUGUGGCCAGCUCGGGAAUCUCGGCGAGCGUGUAUACGGGCACCUAUGGCGAAAUGAAGUUGGCCGGCAGCAAAAGCCUUCACCUGACCACCGAUGCCAAUAACAACGGGGUGUUGGCCGUUCCCCAGCUCUUCUAUCGCGUCCUCAUCGACGAUGGCCAUCCGACCCGCGGAAUCGCUUUGCUGGGUGUCAACAAUCCGCACGCCACCCUCGCCCAGAUCCACGAGUCCUAUAUCAUCUGCGAUCCCGUCGAGGAGCAGGUGGAGUGGCUCGGCUGGAUGCACAAAAGCAACGCCAAGGGUAACCUGAAGAAGGGCUAUCUGUAUGCCUGCUCGGUGGCGGAUUUGGCCCGGGCUGUCGGAGAGCUGCCACGCCCCCUUCUCCAGGUGGACGAGCUGCUCGGUUAGAUAGGGGCGUUGCCCAUUCCGGCAGGGGUUUACUUUUAAGUGAGUGCAAUAAAGACUGAGUGGA